CAGGGGAGUUCAUCUACAGACAUACGACACUUCUACGACCAACCUUUGGCACUGACACAAGGACCUACUGUAUGUCGAUCGAUACUGCGUCACUUGGCAGGAAAUGACACGUCGACGUCACCUACGCCUGUCAGUCAUCUCAAGGCUGGGCCUGGCCCUUGGCGGUCUUUGUGAAGGAAGCUCACACUAGCUCACAUCGCAAUCUCACUGUUGACGUGGCAUCUGUGCACGGACGUGAGUUCUUGUAUGCUCGUCUGCCGUAGAUGCGCUGGCUUCAAAGCCACCAGACACAGUCAGCCACCUUGUCUCAGUGGAUAAUACUCCCGGCAACGCUCGGCGACGAUGAUGCAAUCAAGUUCAACGCACAGGAUUUGGGCCGAUAUGGGCUACAUGUCGCCCGAAGCCUGCCAGGACAAUGCUGGAGAAUGCACAGAAGCCACGAACACCUCGAGACGUGAGCGCUUCCGCUACGUCGAUGACACUAUGGUUCAAUGAUCCUCGGUAGAGAGUUCGACGCUCGGGUGUGCACCCAUGUGCUGUCUACUGUAACGGCACGACUUCCGGGCUGUGUGUCGCGAAACGGUGCCAAUCCAAGACAUACCAUACGAACUUCUACGUGUAAAUUGCGCAGCACCCACCCAGCGCUCAACAUCAAGCCGGACGUGUAUAAAGGCAGGUGGAAGAAACGUCUAGGCUCCCCAGGUCCAGCACCAUCUUUCACAUUCUUUCUUCGGCUUCGGCUCUUCGUCUUCGGUCUUUUAUUUACUUCAAUCCGAUCAACGUUCAUUCUUCGAUAGCACUCGCGCAUCUAGUCGCCAUGGUCGCCUUCACUUCUGCCCUUACCGCUCUUUGUGCUGCUGCACUUUCUGUCACUGGCGCCAUUGCCGCCCCUCUUACGCAGAGCCUCUCCACGCGUGCCACUCCGGCUGCACCCCACUUUGUCGCAUAUAGCGACAAGUGGAUCUCUGGUGAGACCGGCCCCCCGGCUACCUCUGCCCUAACCGGCUACAACGUCUUCGCCCUCUCCUUCUGGCGUCCCGCUGCCGCCGUCGACCAGGCUCUUGAGUGGGCGACCAUCGACGCCGCGACGCGCAACUCGACCUUGUCGGCUUACAAAACCGCCGGCAUCAGCCUCGUCGUGUCUGCCUUUGGCGCCGACUUCAACCCGACCAGCGGCUCUCCCGCGCUCGACCCGACCCAGACCGCCGACCAGCUCGCGGCGUGGGUCAUCCAGUACGGCCUCAACGGUGUUGAUAUCGACUACGAGGACUUCGAUGCGAUGAACAAGAUGGAUGGCUCUGCGGAGCAGUGGCUCAUCACGUUCACGACGGAGCUCAGGAGCAAGUUGCCUGCUGCGGACUACAUCAUCUCCCAUGCUCCCGUCGGCCCCUGGUUCUCGACCAAGUACACCUCGGGCGGUUACCUCAAGGUUGACAAGCAGGUCGGCUCCAUGAUCGACUGGUACAACGUCCAGUUCUACAACCAGGGCACCACCGAAUACUCCACCUGCGACGGCCUCCUCACCACCUCCUCCACCACCUACCCCAACUCGGCCCUCUUCCAGAUCGUCGCGUCCGGCGUCGCCGCCGACAAGCUCGUGAUCGGCAAGCCCGGCACGACCGGCGACGAGACCAACGGCGGCUACAUGAGCGCGUCCGACCUCGCGUCGUGCCUCCAGCAGGCCACCGCCAAGAAGUGGAACGCCGGUGUUAUGGUCUGGGAGUACCCCGACGCCGCCGCCGACUGGAUCAAGUCCGUCCGCGCGCUCGCGUUCCCUGAGUAAAUGUGAACCGCUCCAACGCCGUUGCCGUAUUGCUGGGGCACGAAGGAUUCUUCCUUCUUAUGAUAUUGUUGUAGACAUGUACUAGGAUUGCGGGUUUGUGGGGAGCCUUGAUGGUUGCCCUACCGUCUGCUGUAUUUCUUGGGGUCGUUUGACUGACCACUCGCUCUUUUCUGGGUUGCUAAUAUUAUCCUAUUUAUUGCGCGC
Molecule: messenger RNA, 1987 nt
Organism: Coniophora puteana RWD-64-598 SS2
Lineage: Eukaryota; Fungi; Basidiomycota; Agaricomycetes; Boletales; Coniophoraceae
Product: glycoside hydrolase family 18 protein
Exons: 5
Coding region: 818-1783 (321 amino acids)
Biological process (GO): carbohydrate metabolic process
Molecular function (GO): hydrolase activity, hydrolyzing O-glycosyl compounds
Source: RefSeq, a predicted model, not a curated record